This is a messenger RNA of Procambarus clarkii (red swamp crayfish), 1218 nucleotides long. The record is from RefSeq and is a predicted model, not a curated record. Lineage: Eukaryota; Metazoa; Arthropoda; Malacostraca; Decapoda; Cambaridae.
AUGGGCCCCUGGAGCCUAUGGGACUCUGGGGUCUACGGGUCCCUGGAGCCUAUGGGACUCUGGGGUCUACGAGCCUAUGGAGCCUAUGGGUCUCUGGGGUCUACGGGCCCCUGGAGCCUAUGGGACUCUGGGGUCUACGGGCCCCUGGAGCCUAUGGGACUCUGGGGUCUACGGGACCUGGGGUCUACGGGCCCCUGGAGCCUAUGGGACUCUGGGGUCUACGGGCCCCUGGAGCCUAUGGGACUCUGGGUCUACUCUGGGGUCUACGGGCCCCUGGAGCCUAUGGGACUCUGGGGUCUACGGGCCCCUGGAGCCUAUGGGACUCUGGGGUCUACGGGCCCCUGGAGCCUAUGGGACUCUGGGGUCUACGGGCCCCUGGAGCCUAUGGGACUCUGGGGUCUACGGGCCCCUGGAGCCUAUGGGACUCUGGGGUCUACGGGCCCCUGGAGCCUAUGGGACUCUGGGGUCUACGGGCCCCUGGAGCCUAUGGGACUCUGGGGUCUACGGGCCCCUGGAGCCUAUGGGACUCUGGGGUCUACGGGCCCAUGGAGCCUAUGGGACUCUGGGGUCUACGGGCCCCUGGAGCCUAUGGGACUCUGGGGUCUACGGGCCCCUGGAGCCUAUGGGACUCUGGACGGGCCUCUGGAGCCUAUGGGACUCUGGGGUCUACGGGCCCCUGGAGCCUAUGGGACUCUGGGGUCUACGGGCCCCUGGAGCCUAUGGGGCUCUGGAGCCUAUGGGACUCUGGGGUCUACGGGCCCCUGGAGCCUAUGGGACUCUGGGGUCUACGGGCCCCUGGAGCCUAUGGGACUCUGGGGUCUACGGGCCCCUGGAGCCUAUGGGACUCUGGGGUCUACGGGCCCCUGGAGCCUACGGGACUCUGGGGUCUACGGGCCUAUGGGACUCCUGGGGUCUACGGGCCCCUGGAGCCUAUGGGACUCUGGGGUCUACGGGCCCCUGGAGCCUAUGGGACUCUGGGGUCUACGGGCCCCUGGAGCCUAUGGGACUCUGGGGUCUACGGGUCCCUGGAGCCUAUGGGACUCUGGGGUCUACGGGCCCCUGGAGCCUACGGGCCCCUGGAGCCUAUGGGACUCUGGGGUCUACGGAGCCUACGGGCCCCUGGACGGGUCCUGGAGCCUAUGGGCCCCUGGGGUCUACGGGCCCCUGGAACCUACGGGCCCCUGGAGCCUAUGGGACUCUGGGGUCUACGGGCCCUAG